This is a messenger RNA of Saimiri boliviensis boliviensis (Bolivian squirrel monkey), 1157 nucleotides long. RefSeq names its product ADP-ribose/CDP-alcohol diphosphatase, manganese dependent (gene ADPRM). The record is from RefSeq and is a predicted model, not a curated record. Gene Ontology annotation, molecular function: 2',3'-cyclic-nucleotide 2'-phosphodiesterase activity; ADP-ribose diphosphatase activity; manganese ion binding. NCBI's taxonomy places the organism in Eukaryota, Metazoa, Chordata, Mammalia, Primates, Cebidae.
CUGUCCGUCCCGCUCGAUGGUGGCGCGGUGGCAUAGCUGGUAGUCAAGGGCCUUUUCAGCCUUGGGGCCGACGCACGUUUAUUUAGAAACCUGUUAGGAGGUUAUGGAUGAUAAACCCAAUCCUGAAGUCCUAAAUGAGAAUUCAGAGCAUCUUUUCUCCUUUGGAGUUAUCGCAGAUAUUCAAUAUGCUGACUUGGAAGACGGCUUUAAUUUCCAAGGAACCAGGCGGCGAUACUACAGACAUAGUCUUCUUCACUUGCAGGGUGCCAUUGAAGACUGGAAUAAGGAAAGCAGCACACCCUGUUGUGUCCUUCAGCUUGGUGAUAUAAUCGAUGGAUAUAAUGCGCAGUAUGAUGCAUCGGAAAAGUCCUUAGAAGUUGUUAUGGACACAUUCAAGAAGCUUAAAGUUCCAGUUCAUCAUACAUGGGGAAACCAUGAAUUCUAUAACUUCAGGAGAGAGUAUUUAACACACUCUAAACUUAACACAAAGUUUCUAGAAGACCAGAUUGAACAUCAUCCCGAGACCAUGCCUUCAGAGGAUUACUACGCUUAUCAUUUUGUACCAUUCCCUAAAUUCCGGUUCAUUUUACUUGAUGCAUAUGACUUGAGUGUCUUGGGUGUGGAUCAGUCUUCUCCAAAAUACCAGCAGUGUAUGAAGAUAUUGAAGGAGCACAAUCCAAAUGCGGAACUGAAUAGUCCUCAAGGACUUUCCGAGCCCCAGUUUGUCCAAUUUAAUGGAGGAUUCAGCCAAGCACAGCUAAACUGGUUGAAUGAAGUGCUUACAUUCUCUGAUACAAACCAAGAGAAGGUGGUGAUUGUGAGCCAUCUUCCCAUUUACCCUGACGCCUCUGACAGUGUGUGUCUGGCCUGGAACUACAGAGAUGCCUUGACAGUCAUUUGGUCUCACAAGUGUGUGGUGUGUUUCUUUGCUGGUCACACCCAUGAUGGUGGCUACUCUGAGGAUCCUUUUGGUGUAUACCACGUCAACCUAGAAGGAGUUAUUGAAACAGCUCCAGACAGCCAAGCUUUUGGCACAGUUCACGUCUAUCCUGACAAAAUGCUGUUGAAAGGGAGAGGCAGAGUUCCAGACAGAAUUAUGAAUUACAAGAAAGAGGCUGGGAGUGGUGGCUCACGCCUGUAAUCCCAGCACUUUGGGA